Molecule: messenger RNA, 1430 nt
Organism: Mercurialis annua (annual mercury)
Lineage: Eukaryota; Viridiplantae; Streptophyta; Magnoliopsida; Malpighiales; Euphorbiaceae
Product: RING-H2 finger protein ATL54-like
Exons: 1
Coding region: 259-1242 (327 amino acids)
Biological process (GO): protein ubiquitination
Molecular function (GO): transferase activity
Source: RefSeq, a predicted model, not a curated record
AUGACAGAAAGCUGAUGAGAUUUGUAUUGCACAGAGGAAACUAGAAACGGAACUUCUAGAUACGACUUAUGAGCCCAACAUACCAACUACAUCACCCUUCACUCUUUACUCCAACUUGAAAAUGACAUUUAGCUUAAUCAAAUCCUUAAUUAAUUAUUCAUUUCUUCUCUUCCAAUUGCAACCAAAUAUCAAAAACAAACCUACUAAUUUUUCUUCACUUGUUUCAUAAUUCAACAUUUUAAUUUCUUCCUCUCUUUAAUGGCAAUCAAGCACAGAAAACUCUUUCCAGCUCCUUCUGCAACUAACCAAACCGUUGAUUGCCCUGAUUUCUGCGAUCCAGCUUGUCCGUACAGCUGUUAUCCUUAUUCCGACUACUAUUUCUUGCCUCCACCGCCGCCGCCUCCGCCGCUCUUACCGGAAGAGCACCACUUAUCACCCUACGUGAUCGUCAUAGUUUCUGUUGUCGCCAGUUUUUUCCUUCUGAUUAGCUAUUACGUCAUCAUAGCUAAAUCCUGUCCUGGUUGGUGCAGUUCAAGGCAGCCGCCGCAGAAUGAAGAAGGAGAUACCACAGAUGAAGAGUUUGUUGACGAGAAUCACGCGGUUGACCAUCCGAUUUGGUUUAUAACCACCGCCGGUUUGCAACAGUCGGUUAUCAACUCGAUUACGGUUUGUAAGUACAAAAAAGGUGAAGGGUUGAUUGAAGGCAAUGAAUGUUCAGUUUGCCUGAGUGAGUUUCAACAAGACGAGACUCUUAGAUUGUUGCCCAAGUGUAACCACGCGUUUCACAUCUCUUGUAUUGAUACUUGGUUUAGGUCUCACACUAACUGCCCGUUAUGCCGUGCUCUUGUCGUCAUCAACGACUCUGUAACCGCUCCGAUUAACCAGAGUUUGAAUCCUCCAGUGGAGAAUUCCGACGUUGAUAGAGAAUUUCGAGAAAGAAUCGAUAACAGAGCCGCACCAGACGAAGGAACUGAAAUAAAUUCAAAAGAAGAGGUUGAUUCUGAUCAUAACAAAGAAAAUUUUGAGAUAAUUUGUGAAAUUCAGCUCAUCAGACGAUCUGUUUCAAUGGAUUUUUUGACAUCAGUUGAAAGUUUGAGUUCUUUUAAACAAAUUACAGGUACCUCUUCUAUUGCAGAAUGUUUGCGUAAAAGUCCAGAUCCUAUGAAAAGAUCAUUUUCAUGCAGUGGUAGGUUUUUCUCAUCAAGACAAAACAGAAACUUUAAUUCAAUUUUACCCCUGUAAAUAUUUGAAUACUCCUUUUUGGAUUACUAUAGAGUUUAUGUUACAUAUAUGCCCUUUGAAUAAGCUAGGGCUUAACAAAUAAGCUGUAGGUUAUUGAAACAUGGAGAGAAAGAAGCAUAAAAGAUAAGUAAUUAGUUGGAUUUGGAAGAGGUUGUGAAUGAAUAAAUAAUAAGUUUCUGUAUCGCAAA